CUCCGAAUGAGAAAAGACGGCCGUUUCUCACAGUGCGCGAGAUCAACUUAUUUACCGAUGUUGACGAGCGGCAAUUGUUACGACGAGAAAUGGCAUUGAGGGGCUGUCGAUUUACGCGGAAUCUCUCGGGGUUUCGGUGAUCCCGUACGCGUGCGUCUCGCACCGAACACAAAAUGCGAUACGGCACAAUCUGCACGGGUACGGCUGCGGUACGAUUCGAUAACGUGUCACGUCGAGAUUACGAGGACCAUUCGUAAAAUCUACAAAGUAUGAGCCGAAAAUACUUGCCACUGUGUGACGCGAAGUCGACAGAAUAUUAUCAAACGCGAUAAGACGCGUAUAUGUCCCGCUUUUUGUGCUACAUGAUCAAAAAGCGAAGGGAGCAUUUAUGAUUAAAUACAGUCUACCAGCUGAAAAAGGCAAGUUUUAAUGAAGAAGACUUAAACCGAGAAAUAACGUUGCGUUUAACUUGCAUUUAGUCAUAAAAUUGUAAUGUUGAAGUUAUGUAUGCAGAUAAGCAGAUAAAAGACGCUUAUAAUAUUAUCAUUAUAACACAUGGUAAAAGGAUAUGACUUAUCAUGAUAUUAUCUUUUUGCCUGGUCAGAUGCAAGAUUUGAUAGUACGAUUGAUGUAUCACUGUUCUGUAAAUGUAACCUAAACCAUAGGCAAUAACUUGCUAAAGGAAUUCUAAUAAACCAGUGGGAAUGGGCAAUUGUUUGUGUAAAGAUACUCCAGGGAUAUAUGACAUUGAGACAUAUGGCAGAAACAAUCAUGCAGAAACUCAGAAUACCAUAAUACCGGAACCAAACAUAAGUAUAGUUUCGGCAUACCCUUGCUUUAAAUUUCCUACAUCGUCACACAUUGACAAACUUGUAUUGGAAACUCUCGGAAGUCUUGAUACUCUGGUAGAUAAUGAUCAUGAACCACCACCAGCAAUGUUAAAAUUAAAUGCUAUUGCGGACAAGGAAGAUGGUUGGAUACAAGUAGUUGGUUCUAUGGUCAAUGUUAUUCCAAUGAACAAUCCAUUGGGUCCUUCGGUUAUAAUAUUAUUACUAGAUGAUUGCCCUUUACCUUCAAAGGAUUCUGUGUUACGAUUAUCAGACAUGUUUCAAGUGCCUCAAAAACUUGAAAACAUGCUAAUUACAACUACACAGCAACGUAAUAUAUGCGUAGUACUUGGUUGUAUUGCAGAGAAACUUGCUGGUCCUAGUAGUAUUGCGAUAUUAUCUGAUGCUACUUUAGAUUACCUAGUUUCAAAUCUACGAAAAGAUGUUGAGCCUUAUGUAAUGUUAUAUUCUUUGAUAGCACUAGAGAAGUUUGCACAGACAAGUGAAAAUAAAGUGACAAUUAAGAAACGUCUUAUGGCAGAAAAACAAAAUCCAUUAUUAGAAUUGGAAAAAUGGGUUACAGAAACGCAUUACGUUCGUCGACAAGUUGGUUUUUGUGCACAGUGGUGUUUAGAUAACUUAUUCUUAAUGGAAGGUAGAAAAUAUUCCCACGACUCCGUCGAUGUGACUGGUAUUAAUGUAAUGUUAAAUACGAAAGAUGUAAGCGAGUACCUGAAAAUAUCACCUAAUGGUUUGGAGGCACGAUGUGAUGCAUAUUCCUUUGAAAGUGUACGAUGUACAUUUCAAGUAGAUUCAGGAAUAUGGUAUUAUGAAACAUUGAUAAUAACUACAGGAGUUAUGCAAAUUGGAUGGGCCACAAAAGAUAGCACGUUUUUAAAUCAUGAGGGAUAUGGUAUAGGAGAUGAUGAAUUUUCUUUGGCCUACGAUGGCUGUCGCAGACUGAUUUGGUAUAAUGCACGAAGUGAAAAAUUUCACGAUAGACCAUGUUGGAAAUCUGGUGACAUCUUGGGCUGCUUAUUGGAUUUAAACAAACUAGAAAUAGUAUUCUCUAUCAAUGGUAUACCACUUAAACCAUGUAUUCAAGUAUUUAAAACAGUAAGGUCUGGAUUCUUUGCAGCAGCUAGUUUCAUGUCAUUCCAACAAUGCCUAUUUAAUUUUGGACAUGUACCUUUUAAAUACCCACCUACUGAUCGAGAAUUUCAGAAAUUUAACGAUUAUGCUACAUUGAAACCAGAAGAUAAGAUUGUACUUCCUAGACACAUAUAUCUGGAUCAAUUGCGAAGGCUCAGUGUUAGAGAAGAUUCCUGUACAUUAUGUUUCGAUCAGAGGGCAUCUGUGAGGUUAUUGCCAUGCAAUCAUAGAGGAUUCUGCCAAAAGUGUUCAAAACAACUGAUUGAAUGCCCAAUGUGUAGAGCUACUAUCGAAGAAGUAGCCUCAGAUAACAUAUGACAUCGAUCAUUUCAUAUCAAUGUUUACGAAUUCUUUCAUCAUUUCUUUUUCGUCGUACAAUUUUUAUGUAUGAAAUAUCACGAGAUAAUCAUAAUUAUUGAUAGUUAUUUACGCCGUAUAUAUACAAUUAUUACGUGUCACAUAGUAUUUUUCUCUAUGCAAUACAGAGCAUUAAUAAAUAGAAAGAAUUACAAAUUAGUUAUAGAUAAA
Messenger RNA from Trachymyrmex cornetzi, 2507 nucleotides. RefSeq names its product RING finger and SPRY domain-containing protein 1. Gene Ontology annotation, molecular function: ubiquitin-protein transferase activity; protein binding. Bases 705 to 2297 code for a protein of 530 amino acids. Gene Ontology annotation, cellular component: cytoplasm. The transcript is spliced from 12 exons. Lineage: Eukaryota; Metazoa; Arthropoda; Insecta; Hymenoptera; Formicidae. The record is from RefSeq and is a predicted model, not a curated record.